Messenger RNA from Saccostrea echinata, 2058 nucleotides. RefSeq names its product mucin-2-like. The transcript has 18 exons. Lineage: Eukaryota; Metazoa; Mollusca; Bivalvia; Ostreida; Ostreidae. The record is from RefSeq and is a predicted model, not a curated record. The coding region runs from base 1 to 2058 and encodes 685 amino acids.
AUGAAAUCUCAACAAAAAUCCAUACCAUGGAAACUAUAUACCUCAAGGAUCCUUCUCUUCUUAUGGGUCAUUACAAGGGCACAAAGUUCAAGUACACUGACAUCAGAAACAACAUCAACAGUAACAGAUAAUCCUAUAAUAUCAACACAAACAUUUCCUUCGAAUAUAACAGUAUCAGAGUCCACAUUAUCCACCAGCGAUACAUCAAUAUCAUUAUCCACUACUUCACAAACAUAUGAAACUAAAGACUCAAACAAUACAACAGAAGAAAACGAUGCAGGUACCUCCACAGCUGAAUCUACAUUUACAACAAUAGAAUUAAACACACCUAGCACAAUAGUAGAAAGCACAGAAUUAUCCACUGUAACAAAAACUUCCAGUUCAUUCACUCCAACAACUACAGAGACAAUAACGACUAAAACAAACACAACGGAACUUACAGUGACAUCCACUGUUGAAAGAACCACAGCUGUUCCAACAACUUCCACAGUUGCAGACACAACAACCUCAACACUAGGCAGCACGGAGUCCUCCAGUAGCUCUACGGCUGAAGUCACUUCAACAAGUACAGAACCUAGCACGACAAGUGAAACCAGCGCAACAGUUCCAACAACUGUAAGCAGCACAAGUGAAGCCAGCACCUCUACAACUCAAACAGCUGUUCCAACAACUGUAAGCAGCACAAGUGAAGCCAGCACCUCUACAACUUCAACAAGUACAGAACCUAGCACGACAAGUGCAACCAGUGCAACAACAAGCAGUACUGAAACUGUAAGCAGCACAAGUGAAGCCAGCACCUCUACAACUCAAGCUACAUUGACAUCCACAGUUGCAGACACAACAACCUCAACACUAGGCAGCACGGAGUCCUCCACUGUCAGUAGCUCUGAAGCACGGAACACAACAACCUCAACACUAGGAAGCACGGAGUUCUCCACUGUCAGUAGCUCUACCGCUGAAGUCACUUCAACAAGUACAGAAUCUAGCACGACAAGUGAAACCAGCGCAACAAGUAGCAGUACUGAAGCCAGCACAACAGCUACAGAAAGCACCACAGCUGUUCCAACAACUGUAAGCAGCACAAGUGAAGCCAGCACCUCUACAACUCAAGCUACAUUGACAUCCACAGUUGCAAGUGAAACCAGCGCAACAACAAGCAGUACUGAAGCCAGCACAACAGCUACAGAAAGCACCACAGCUGUUCCAACAACUGUAAGCAGCACAAGUGAAGACAUCACCUCUACAACAAGUGAAGCCAGCACCUCUACAACUCAAGCUACAUUGACAUCCACAGUUGCAGACACAACAACCUCAUCCACAGUUGCAGACACAACAACCUCAACACUAGGCAGCACGGAGUCCUCCACUGUCAGUAGCUCUACCGAUGAAGUCACUUCAAAAAGAACGACAUCGACAGAUUUAGGAGCAACAAGUAGUUCUUCUAGCACUGAAGCUGCAAAAACAACAACCUCAGUUGAUAUUUCAUCCAGUGCAACAACAAAGCUUUCAACCGAGCCCAUUUCUCCAACCAUAGUUUCAAAUUCUACAUCUAAUCUUGAAGGAACGACAUCGACAGAUUUAGGAGCAACAAGUAGUUCUUCUAGCACUGAAGCUGCAAAAACAACAACCUCAGUUGAUAUUUCAUCCAGUGCAACAACAAAGCUUUCAACCGAGCCCAUUUCUCCAACCAUAGUUUCAAAUUCUACAUCUAAUCUUGAAGUUGCAGACACAACAACCUCAACUCUAGGCACCACGGAGUCCUCCACUGCCAGUAGCUCUACCGCUGAAGUCACUUCAACAAGAACGACAUCGACAGAUUUAGGAGCAACAAGUACUUCUUCUAGCACUGAAGCUGCAAAAACAACCUCAGUUGAUAUUUCAUCCAGUGCAACAACAAAGCUUUCAACCGAGCCCAUUUCUCCAACCAUAGUUUCAAAUUCUACAUCUAAUCUUGAAGACACAACAUCCUCAACACAAGGCAGCACGGAGUCCUCCACUGAACGACAACAACAGAUACAUCAAGAAGCAGCUCUACUGGAUUUACAGAAACAACAAUAA